Messenger RNA from Platichthys flesus (European flounder), 4130 nucleotides. Its product is annotated as TSC22 domain family protein 2-like. The record is from RefSeq and is a predicted model, not a curated record. The transcript is spliced from 4 exons. Lineage: Eukaryota; Metazoa; Chordata; Actinopteri; Pleuronectiformes; Pleuronectidae. Gene Ontology annotation, biological process: regulation of transcription by RNA polymerase II. The coding region runs from base 690 to 2948 and encodes 752 amino acids.
AUAGCCAUCUUGUCAGUGGUGACUGAGGGAGGGAGGUGACUGUGGGCGCUGUUUAGAUCCUCGUUUUGUCUCAAAGCGUGAGGUUUAACUCACUUUCCUUCCUUCGACCGCACUCAGCACCACCGUCGGAGCCGAAACGGGAGGACUUCGAACCGGGGAAGUGUGCGGGCACGACGGACUGCUUUCUGGAAGAUGUCUCGCAUACUUGUUCCGACGUAGGGGGAGUGUGCAGCCGCCAGUUGGCUUGACUUGCUAGCUAGCUCUGCGAGUGGAGGGCUGCGGGCCCUCCUCAGCCUCUCCUAGCUCCUGCAGCUGGGCAACACACUGUGCGACAGCGGCCGCCUGACAACUGCACAGCCGGGAUAUUAGCAGGCCGGCCCGGACCCACCAAAACCCCUCGGCCCGAUCACCGCACUGGCGCAGGCUCGGGCGGCUGGUAGCGGCGUCUGAACUCGCAUCCGCCGGACAAGACGACAAGAAGUGCGGCGUUGCGCUAUGAGCUCAUGAAACGAAACAGGAGACCGAGAGAGGAAGAGGGAUGGCGCAGAUUCAUCUCGAUUACAGUUGAGUAAAAUAGAUGAAAGUGUGCUCUUGAACAUGAUCUAAGCUGCUCCAGCUGCAACCAGCUCGUCCCUUUUCCGCGAAGGAUACACAUAGACAUACGGGGGACUCGGAAUCAGGCUCUUAAUAUGUCGAAAAUGCCGGCCAAGAAGAAGAGCUGCUUCCAGAUCACAAGUGUGACUCAGGCCCAGGUGGCGGCGAUAGGUGCCGCGGACGACACGGAGAGUCUGGACGACCCGGACGAGUCCCGGACUGAGGACGUGUCCUCGGAGAUUUACGACGUUUCUCGGGCCGAGUACGAGCCUGCGUGUGACAGGAGUUCGUCCGAAGAAGCACUGAACAACGUCGGAGAGCCGGAGGCGAUCAGCGCUGUGGCCCCAUCUCACAUACCUCAAGCCGGUCAUCUGUCUGCGCUGUCAGGCGCUUCCAUAGGGGAGUUCCGAAAAUUGCCGGGCUCAGCUCAAGGUGGCCAGCAGCCGCAGGGCAGCGGCGUCACAACUGGUUUACCCAUCAUCCCUCAGCCAGGAGCAGGGCAUCAUCAGCCGGCUCCGGCAUCCAGCGUGUCAGCAAACGCAUCCCAAGCUGCUGCAGUGACCAGUUCAGCUGCUGCUCCUCCUCCUGCCACCUCCACGGUGAGUUGCACUUCACGCUUCAGGGUCAUCAAGCUCGAUCACGGUACUGGAGAACCCUUCCGGAGAGGCCGGUGGACGUGCACAGAGUUUUAUGAGAAGGACUCCGAGGGCUCCGGAGUUGGUAGGACUGUAGACAGCAUCAGGCAUGCCAGUGCAACAUUGGAACCUGCUGCAGACAGAGACAGUGGGCUCGGCCUCACCGGGGGCUCUGUGGUUUCCUCAGGUCAGGGCUUGGGCUCCGUGGCAGAUGCUUCUCUCCCAUCAUCCCGCAUUCAUUCAGCGGAGACACUACCGCAGCAAAUCCACCAUCAAAACUUCAGCGCCCGACAACAGCCUACGGCUGUCCCGGCUCAGCCAACAGUGGGAGGUCUCCAGCCCUCUGCCCCACAGAGUGUGCUGCCAGUCGGACUAAAUGGCUUGCCUCUAUCUGGUGUCAUCAUCCAAAAGCCCUCCAUCAUGCCUCCCACAGGCCAGCCCAGCACUUACUCUCCUCCGCAACAGCAGCACCAGCUUCCCAUUGGCCACCCCUUGACUGGCCAGUCAUCUGGACUGUAUCAGAACCAGACGGAGUACUAUCAGCAGCAACAGACUGCUCCCAUGCAGCCGGGGAUUUCUACCAGCCAGUCCCUGCCAGUGUCUGGCCUCACAGCCGGGUUGCAGCCUGGGAGCCAGGGGCCUGCCUCAGUCAUUCCUCUAACCUCUGUAGGGGCGUCUGUGCCAAGUCAGGUUGGAGAUCUGGUUGGAGCAGGAGGGGGAUCCCUAACCACUGGACAACCAACUCCGGGCCUCUUUCAGCAGCAGAAUGCUGGUAUGGGAGGUGUCGGAGGCUCCAUACUGGUUGGCGGAUGCAUUCUCCAGCAGCAGACUGUGAGUCCUUAUGCCCCCGCUGUACAGCCUCAACCCCACGGCCUCCACCCUGCAUCCUCCAGUGUACAAAAUGUGCCUGUCAUGGCAGUGGGCUCUAGUGCGUCCACCGCUUUGCCCAGUGCCUCCAGUGCAGCCAUGCCAAAUGUGACAGCUUCCAGUUUGCCUCUGGGUCAUAUACCCCACAAUACGACUUCACUGGUGUUGGGGACCCAGGUUCUCCCAGCACAUGGAUUUGGACCGGUGGAGGGUGGUGGUGGUCUCGUCAACGCACAGUCUCCUGUUGUCUCCGGGAAAGAACCAUUGAAGCCCUUCAUGCCUGAGAGCUUGCAGCUCACUACUCCAGCUGUCAACAGCCUGUUUGGAAUCCACAUACCUAUCGACGGGGAGGAGGACAGGAACCCCUCCAAGGCUUUCUACCAGGCCUUCCAGUCUGGCAGCAGAUUAAGAGACUCAAAGGCUCACAGUGAUAGUGCCUCUGGAUCCAAUGUCGUUGCCAUUGAUAAUAAAAUAGAACAGGCUAUGGACCUGGUGAAAAGCCAUCUGAUGUAUGCAGUGCGUGAAGAGGUGGAGGUCUUGAAGGAACAGAUCAAGGAGCUGUUCGAGAGGAACUCUAUGCUGGAGCGGGAGAAUGCCGUGUUGAAAUCCGUGGCCAACAGCGAGCAGCUGUCUCAGCUGUCCACCCAGCCGGCCGCCAGCUCGGGUGCCACGCCUCCCCAGCAAGGACUCAGCCACCCCCAGCAACAGGCCCCACCUCCGCUUCAAGCUCAAGUUCCGCCACAGGCGCAGCCCCAGGUCCAGCACCACCCGAAACCCCAGCAGCUCCAGACUCAGCCCCAGCCCGACCCAGGCCAACAGCAACAACUGCAACCCAACGUCACCUCUGCUUGAAGUGCAUCUGCCCCAUGCGACGCAAAAAGAGCAUCUUCUCUACAGCUUAUUACAGUUAGUGUAUGUGAAAAUAAAAAGAAGAAAAAAACUUUGUCUUCUUAGCCACCAGCUUGACCACAAAGAGUACAGUGCUUGUGUGUAUGUGUGUGUGCGUGAGGGUGAGUUAGCAAGGAAGUGUGAAUUUUGUGUUGGAAUGUGUAUGCAUCUGUACUGUGGGCCUUUCCAGUGUUAAUGCAAUCAUCAAGAGAGACGGAGACGGAGAGACAUGGACAGAGGAAGUGUGUCGAGAGAGUGUGUAGAGACAGGGUGUCCGGGGAAGGUUGGGCUGGUUUCGUCGUGUCGGGUCGACCGCUGGUUCCGGGCUCAUACAGACGACGUCCUGUAUUGGACCGGGCCUCGGAGACGAUCCUGCGACUGGACCUGAGAUCUGCUCUGCCUGCGGGCGUGGAAAGGGAGGAGUACACCUCACAUAAGGGACAAGUGAGAGUGAUUGUCAAAAAAAAGAGUGAUUAUUUUUUUAAACAAGACAAUUGGGUGGGUAAAGAGUUAUUUUUAGCCUUGCUGUUCCAUGUAAAGUAAGAAGUGGAAGAGAGUCCAUUUUCUUUUUGAGCGCCACUUCGCUGCCGUUACUUUCACAUCAUGUCCAACUCUUGCAUCGCUCUUCUGAGUCCUACUGUUAAGUGUUUUAUUUAUUACGGGGCUGCUAUUUUCAUUCAUGAACCAUUUUCACGAAACCAGUAGCCCUUUGACUUCGUUCCUCUUUUCUUUUACAGUGUUCAGCAGAUUGGCCACAUGCCCCAGGGGGCAAGGCUUUAUAUUAGGCAAGAGUAUUGCCAAAACCAGUCCUGACAAAUGUUUAACACUAACUCUGUAUUUUGGGCUGCGAUCGCCUAUUCAGAGCUCCAGUCCAGAUCCAGAAGGUACAUUUGUUUAGUAUAAAGCAUCAUAACUCCUGUUGACAUCAAAUCUAAACGUGAGCCUGCACACACACACAUUUGAAGAUUCGAUUGUCUGUAGUUUAUAUAAAAGUGAAUUAGUAUUGCCACACCCCCCCUCAUGUUUCCUCCAUUGUUUUUCCUGAGGGGGGCCUGGGGGGAAAAGCUGUGAAAUCAUUCAUCCUACUUUGUAACCAAAGAUGCAAAGCUGUGUAAAUGGAUUAUUUUUAAAUGCACACAUGUAUUU